Betta splendens (Siamese fighting fish) is the source of this 562-nucleotide messenger RNA. RefSeq names its product centrosomal protein of 70 kDa-like. Gene Ontology annotation, molecular function: gamma-tubulin binding. Gene Ontology annotation, biological process: regulation of microtubule cytoskeleton organization; cilium assembly. Gene Ontology annotation, cellular component: centrosome. Lineage: Eukaryota; Metazoa; Chordata; Actinopteri; Anabantiformes; Osphronemidae. The record is from RefSeq and is a predicted model, not a curated record. The coding region runs from base 17 to 421 and encodes 134 amino acids. The transcript has 2 exons.
UCUACACUCACUCUAAAUGCAAGCUGCUGACCUGUUCUGUGUGAUGGUUCAGGAGCUGCAGCGUGGUUUGGAUAAACUGGCUGUCAGACUGGUGCCCUGGCAGCCUCCGGACUCUGGGGCCAGUUCUACAGAAGCUGUGAAGGUGGAGGACAUGAUGGUGCUGGUGGACUCGCUGCUGGAAAACACCUGCACUGGUGAUGAUCAGACUGAGAGGAGUCCGACACCAUUCACUCUGGGCUCCAUGGUCUCUCACUUCCAGAAACUAUUUGACGUCCUUUCCCUCAGCGGCGUCUACCCUCGUAUGAAUGAGGUCUACACCAGGCUGGGGGAGAUGACUACAGCCAUGAGGAACGUCCGAGACGUUCUGGACCUAGGUACUGUACAGUACACUGCAGCUGAGUGCAUUCACUGCAUGUGCUGAGAGGUUCUUUUGCUUUAUGUUUUGCUCUUUUAAAUUCACAUUUUAUUCUUUAAUAUUACUUUGAUGCUAAUAUUUUUGCUGUUUGUUUGCUCUUCAUAUUUUAGCAGUGUUUUCCAACCCUUUUAAGCCACCACACAUAAG